Molecule: messenger RNA, 534 nt
Organism: Eimeria maxima
Lineage: Eukaryota; Apicomplexa; Conoidasida; Eucoccidiorida; Eimeriidae
Exons: 2
Coding region: 1-534 (177 amino acids)
Source: RefSeq, a predicted model, not a curated record
AUGAGAAGAACAAACGUUAGCAACAUCAGAUUGCAGUAUCGGAUUGACACAUGGCGGGAAGAGCUGGAAUACAUGAGGGAGCUUUUGAAUAUGAGGAUGGUUCUUACAGCGAAUCAGCAGCAACAAUCAGACAUCAUGGGCCCUAUGCAGGCACCUCUCCAGGCUUCGUCGUCAAGCCAAUUCUUGCAGGUUCCACAAGGGGCCACUUCAGUAGGCCUCCAAGAAAAUCGCGCCUCCUCCCCAGCUUACACUGUCGACACAGCCGGCUCGCCGCGUGCAAAGGAGCGCCCCCAUCGUUCCCGGCUGUAUCCAUCUUCUUACAAUGAUGCGCCGUCUCCUAGUUUAGUUUCUUCUAACCCACAGUCUGCUCUUUCGUCGCCAGAGCUGGCCAUGCAAAGCACACCCGAGUUGCCGCAUAAGAAAAGAAGCUUAGCGGAGCAGGAACUUGAUGAGCUAUCCUGUGCAGCAGAGCAACUUACCCUCUCGAUGAAACUCAGUCUCCCACCAUCGCAAUCGGAACAAGAAAAGCCAUAA